Messenger RNA from Oikopleura dioica, 858 nucleotides. The record is from the annotation of a GenBank genome assembly. NCBI's taxonomy places the organism in Eukaryota, Metazoa, Chordata, Appendicularia, Copelata, Oikopleuridae.
AUGACAAAUGGAAAGCUAAAGAUUACGGUCGACAAAGCAUACGACCUUGAGGGCGACAAUAUUCCAGAAAACCUUUUCUGUCUUCUCGAAUUCGACGGUAAAGGUCUUGCGACAGAUUCUAAUCCAGUAAGAUCCGCCAACAGUGUCAGAUGGAACGAAGAAGCCGAUUUUGACAUCAGAAAAACUGCAAACUUGCGGGUUCAAGUUUGCACAAAAGAAGGCAAAGGAAAGCUCGAUGAUCACAAAAUGUUCGGCCGAGCGAAAUACGCAAUCUGUUUCGAUCGAUCAGAAUCCUCCGUGAAAGACGUUCCAGAUCUCGAACUAAAGUCGAAAUCUGGCAAAUAUCGUGGAAAAAUUUCCAUGCGAGUUUCGAUUCCUCCCAAUCCGAAAGUCCUUGGAAACGCGAAAAAGUCAUCGGAAGCCGAAAUGAUCGCAAAGACCAAUACAAGUCCGUCAAUGCAGCGGGAUAGGUCGUUGAGCAUGAUCGAUCUUUCCGCCAGUCGACCAGAGCCUAUUCCAGGCAAUCCUUUUGCUGGGUCUGAUGCUAGCUCAGAUGAUCCAGCUGACAGUAAGAAGGGGAUUAUCCAAAAAUUAAAGACGGCGUCAUUUGGCGGAUUCAAGCGCAGCAAGUCAAUUAAAAAGAAGCCUGUCGAGGAAGGAAGGCCAAAGGAGAGAGUGAUUUUUGAAGACGAUCCGCUUGAAAAGGCGAAUGAUUUGUUGGAGGCGAAGAAUAGGGAGCUCAGAUACGCUGUCAAAAUGAAGGACAUGGAAAUCCGCGAUUUGAAGAGAUACAUCGAUAACUUGCUUCUGAAAAUCAUGGAGAACAAGCCUGACCUUUUACUUGGAGAUCGAUGCUAG